Messenger RNA from Nothobranchius furzeri (turquoise killifish), 502 nucleotides. It is a transcript of the gene tomm7, whose product is annotated as translocase of outer mitochondrial membrane 7 homolog (yeast). Gene Ontology annotation, cellular component: mitochondrial outer membrane translocase complex. Gene Ontology annotation, biological process: protein import into mitochondrial matrix. The record is from RefSeq and is a predicted model, not a curated record. NCBI's taxonomy places the organism in Eukaryota, Metazoa, Chordata, Actinopteri, Cyprinodontiformes, Nothobranchiidae.
AAUCGUCUUGACGUCACAUCCGUUUUCCUGUCCUUGGAAGCGUCGGGCUCACCACCGCUGGUAGACACAUGGCUAAACUGAGUAAGGAGAGCAAACAGCGGCUGCAGCAGCUGUUCCAGUGCGGCCAGUUUGUUGUUCGAUGGGGAUUCAUUCCAACCGUUCUGUACCUCGGUUUCAAACGAGGAGCAGAUCCAGGAAUGCCUGAACCAAACCUUCUGAGUUUGCUCUGGGGUUGACGACCACCUCCACGCGGCCAGUCACCUCCCUUCAUUGAGACCAUGUAACGUCUUUUUGGAAACCAGGAACUAGAUUCAGCACCUUCCUCCCAAUCUGCGUCUGAGAUGCUCUGAGAAUGCUGGAGCGUUGUUUUUCCCUGAACAGAUGCUGGUUUUCAUGUUUCCUCCUCAUCACUUUCUGAGAACUUUAUGCUCCAGUUCAUCUUUAUCUUUAUUAUAUCUGUAAUUUAAACAAUAAACAUAAAUGUUACUGUUGUCUUCAUGAA